UAAGUUUGUUUAUUCAUGGGCCAAGUAGAAAACCCGAAACACACCGGAGGUUGAAGUGUUAAACCCUAAACCCUAACUCUCUCGCCGGCGAGUAAAUUGAUCUUGCGAAUCACACGCACAGUAGGCAAUACAAAGUGUGUCUGUAAUAAAAUGUUGCUCCGUUUGGUUCGGAUAUCUUAUGCUGCUGUUCGCCCUUUAUCGACUGAAGCUGCGACAACAGUGAAGUCCACAAGAUCAGGAAGUAGCAUUACCACUAGUUUAGAAGGUGGCACUAGUACUGCCACAAGUACUCGUGGCAGAGACACGCUAGGGAGGAGGCUUUUGAGCUUGAUCUAUGCAAAACGUAGUGCUGUAAUUGCUAUACGCAAGUGGAAGGAAGAGGGGCACCCUGUCCGCAAAUAUGAGCUCAAUCGCAUUGUCCGGGAGUUGCGAAGACACAAACGAUAUAAACAUGCCCUUGAGGUUUGUGAAUGGAUGAGGGUACAAGAUGAUAUCCAACUAUUAUCUGGUGACUAUGCAGUUCAUUUGGACUUGAUUGCAAAAGUUCGUGGUAUGAACAGUGCAGAGAAGUUUUUUGAAGACCUACCUGAUAAACUGAAGGUCCAGACCACCUGUACUGCCCUUCUCCACACCUAUGUCCAGCAUAAGGACACUGCUAAAGCUGAGUCUUUGAUGGAAAAAAUGUCCGAAUGUGGUUUCUUGAAGUACCCUCUUCCUUAUAAUCAUAUGCUUACCUUAUACAUAUCCCAAGGACAACUAGAGAAGGUUCCAGGCCUGAUCCAGGAAUUGAAGAAAAAUACCUCUCCUGAUAUUGUCACAUACAAUCUGGAGUUGGCAGUUUUUGCAUUACAGAAUAAUGUUGAAGCUGCAGAGAAAGCGUUCCUUGAGCUAAAGAAGGUAAAAUUGGACCCUGACUGGAUAACAUUUAGCACAUUAACCAACAUCUACAUUAAAAGCUCACUUCAGGAUAAGGCAAAGUCAACUUUGAGAGAAAUGGAGAAAAGGAUUUCCAGGAAGGCUCGAACUGCAUAUGCUUCUCUCAUUAGUUUGCAUACAAAUCUAGAGAGCAAGGAUGAAGUUUUCCGAAUAUGGAAGGAGAUGAAGUCAAUCUUCCGUAAAGUGAAUGAUACAGAAUAUAGUUGUAUUAUAUCUUCGUUACUGAAGCUGGAUGAAUUUGGAGAAGCGAUGAAUCUGUACACUGAAUGGGAAGCUGUUUCUGCGACCAAGGAUACUAGGAUUGCAAAUUUAAUUCUUGCUGCUUACAUUAACAAAAAUGAGAUGGAGAAGGCUGUCGAUUUUCACAACAGAAUGGUGCAGAAAGGCAUAUCUCCUAGCUGCACCACUUGGGAGCUUAUUACAAGGGGUUAUUUGAAGCAAAAGGAAAUGGAUAAAGUUCUUGAAUUUUUCAAAAAAACUGUUACAAGUGUUUCAAAAUGGGAUCCUGAUGCAAAGAUGGUUCAAGAGAUGUUUCAUGUAGUUGAAGAGCAGGGCGACAUUCAGGUGGCAGAAAAGUUGCUAGUUACCCUUCGACACGCUAAGUAUGUGAAUACAGAGAUAUAUAAUGCACUUCUCCGAACUUAUGUGAAUGCGGGUAAGAUGCCAAUGAUAGUUGCAGAGAGGAUGAAAAAGGAUGAUGUGAAGAUGGAUGAGGAAACUCAAAGGUUAAUUGGAUUAACUAGCAAUAUGACUGUAACUGAGGUUCCAAAUGGGGUUGCUUAAGAAUAAGGCUGGACUUUGAACUUUGUAAAAUAUUCAGACCUAUGCACAAGAACACGUAUCCAAAGCAAGAUUUGAUGGAUGUACUUUUGAGCUACUCUUCUAGCAAUUAGAGUUAUUGUCUUAACUUUAUUAUGCCUCCCACAAGAGUUAUAUAUUUUCUUUUUAUAA
Solanum dulcamara is the source of this 1887-nucleotide messenger RNA. Its product is annotated as pentatricopeptide repeat-containing protein At4g02820, mitochondrial. The coding region runs from base 151 to 1719 and encodes 522 amino acids. Gene Ontology annotation, molecular function: protein binding. Gene Ontology annotation, cellular component: mitochondrion. The record is from RefSeq and is a predicted model, not a curated record. Lineage: Eukaryota; Viridiplantae; Streptophyta; Magnoliopsida; Solanales; Solanaceae. The transcript is spliced from 3 exons.